AACGAUAAUAGGUUGAGGAAUUAUGGCUGAUGCUGGCGAGUCAUCUCGUGUGAUUUUGAUCCCGAUUGAUGGCAGUGAUCAUUGUGAUCGAGCAUUUCGUUGGUACUUGGAAAAUAUGAAACGUGACACUGACUGCAUAACAUUUGUACACGUAAUAGAGCCAGUUUAUAACACUCCAGCCAUUGGAAUGACAAUGGAAUCUCCUCCAAUACCUGACAUGACACGAGUUAUGGAAGAAAGCAUUGAACAAGGUAAAAAGCUUGGUCAGAAGUAUAUGCACGAAGCUAAAAGUCACAAGCUCAAUGCUAAGGCGUUUUUACAUGUUGAUACCAAACCUGGUAGCUCUCUGGUAAAAGCAAUUUCAGACCAUAAGGCAAACGUUAUUCUGAUGGGCAAUCGUGGUCUUGGAGCUAUUCGUCGUACAUUCUUGGGGAGUGUUAGCGAUUAUGUACUUCACCACGCUCAUAUUCCCGUAGUUAUUGUCCCACCUCAAGAGAAGCAGUAACUUUUUCUUCAAUUAUAAUAUCCAUUCUCCAUUUAAGAGUUAGAAACUAUUACUUUGUGUGACGAUGUCACAGGAUCAAUCAAUAUGAGACUAAAAACUGCACUGACAAGAACCUAUCCUGCAGCGAAAUUGAUUGUCCUGUCCGAAACAACAUGUUCUUUGACACAAUCAAAGGUCGACAGGUAUCCCUUUCAUGUUACCACCAACUGUGUAUACAAAUUUACAUGUACCUGCCAAAGCAGUUACAUUGGUAGAACAGAAAGGAGAGCCUACGUCCGAUUCAAAGAACAUAUUCCGAAAAGUUUAAGAUUGAAUGGAUUGAACUCAUUCAACAGUGCUAUCGCAAGACAUCUCCUUGAUACAGGACAUAAAGCUGAUAUACUGAAGUCCUUCAAGGUGAUUAACAAACAAUCAAACUCGAACCUUUUGAAAUUCGCUGAAGCGUUAGCAAUCAAACGUUUAAAACCAGAUCUAUGCAUACAAAAAGAGACGGUAAUAAAUCUUUCUUUACCCUGGUAACAAUAACCCUCACUCUUUCUAUUAAUUUGCUCUUAUUUAUUUAUUUAUUACGUCAUUAUUGCAACUCUUUCUGAAAUAUAAAUUACAUCAUACAUAACUGAUUGAUUUCAAUUCAUAUUUUCUUUAUUACCAUUAAUCUAUUUUCAUGAGUUCUAAUCACUAUUUCAAUGUUCUGGAACUUUCCCUUUCUAACUUUAUUUAUUUAUUCGAAUCAAACAUUUUAUGAGCUCAUUAACUCUAUCUGAAUCUUUGCUUGCUACAUCAUCAUACACAUGUAUUGAUCCUUAAUCACACUCUUAUGUAUAAAUAUGUCAAUAUCUGUAAUAAUGUUGAAUUUUAAAUAUUUUAGGUUGUAAGCAGCUGAUGAGAACCUAACGAAAUAAAAUGAAUUCAUAUUAUUCUGCACCAAUCUUUGUUCUUGCUCUAUUUAAGAUAAUAAAGGGAACUAUGUGUAUGAAAGAUCACUAUUGUCGGACGCCGAUAAUUAUGCCCGUGUUCUAGAACCUGACGAAUGAUGAAUAUGUGGUCGAUGCAGCCAAAAUUAAGUCUGAAGCCAGCCUGAUUUUCUCGUGUUUGCAGUUCACGAGUCUUAGUUAGGCGUCUGAUAAUUAUCGAGGCUAGUAUUUUAGAUACCAUAUUAGUCAAACUAAUCCCUCUAUGGUUGUCACAGGAUGAUUUUGGCCUUCUCUUAUAUAUUGGGACGAUAAGUGAUUGAGACCAGUCAAAUGUGAUUACGUCCGAC
Molecule: messenger RNA, 1766 nt
Organism: Schistosoma guineensis
Lineage: Eukaryota; Metazoa; Platyhelminthes; Trematoda; Strigeidida; Schistosomatidae
Source: the annotation of a GenBank genome assembly